Lactuca virosa is the source of this 1565-nucleotide messenger RNA. NCBI's taxonomy places the organism in Eukaryota, Viridiplantae, Streptophyta, Magnoliopsida, Asterales, Asteraceae. The record is from the annotation of a GenBank genome assembly.
UGAUUGUAAAUGCUCGGAUUAACCAAAUUUAAUAUCAGAUGUUCUGAUUCACUUGGAAGUUUAGAAUGAAAGAUUUGUUUUCUUCUUGUUGGACAUUGCUGCUGCUGCUGCAUGGAAGAAGAAGUGCCUAAAUCUGCGGUAUUUCAUUCUCUUUUUCUUGGUUUUGCGUUCGAGUGAGUUCGUCUCUUUCUUCGACCACACCGCUUUUCUGUGAUUGUGCGCCGAUUUUCUCAUUUUCGCCUAUUUCUGUUAAUCUAAAGAUUGGUACUCGACAUGAUGCAACUCUGAUUAGUAUUCCGUUUCCGAUUCGUCUGAAUUGAGGGGUUUUUUCCGUAACAUUUCAGAUUAGGAGUUCAUGUAGGGUUUUUUUGAUUAAUUACAAAAAGGCGUUUACUAAUUGCUACUUUGAUUAUUGGUAUUUGGAGUUUGAUUUGUGAGAUUAGUAAGAUAGUGAGGCGAUCCGUGUAUGGGGACUCAAACAAUGGGAUCGAACGGUGGAACACAAAAACCUGUGUUCGAUGGAUUGUCAAGGCAAGGAUCUCUGUAUAACCUAACUUUAGACGAGGUUCAGCAGCAAUUAGGCGAUUUAGGGAAACCUUUCAGUAGUAUGAACCUUGAUGAGUUUCUGAAGAAUGUUUGGAGUGCUGAAGCUAAUCAAGGAAUCAACAAUGGCUCCUCCCCUGAUUACUCCGAACUCACCCAACUUGCUUCUGCUUCAUCUUUGCCUAGACAAUUGAGCCUUACAUUUACCAAGGAUUUAACCAAGAAGACAGUCGAUGAGGUCUGGCAAGAUAUCCAACAAGAUCAGAAGAAAAAGACGACGAAUGGUAGUGAUAGCAACAUUAACAAUACUAGUAGUUGUAAGAGACAAGCUACUCUUGGUGAGAUGACACUCGAGGACUUUUUAGUCAAGGCAGGGAUCGUGUCUGAAUCUUCUUCUCCUGGUAAGAAAACCCAUGAGCAGAACCUUGAUCCACCAGAAGCACAGUGGAUGAACUACCAAAUUGCUCAGAUUCCACAGCAACAUGUUGUUAUGUCAGGCCAUUAUCAAGUACCACAACCCCUCCCUCUGAAUGUAAUAGACACUGGUUAUCUGGAGACACGUAUGACAAUGUCUCCCACCCCUUUGAUGGGGAGUGUAUCUGAGUUUGGAAGGAAACGAGUUGCUUCUGGAGAUGUGAUAGAGAAGACUGUGGAAAGGAGGCAAAAGAGAAUGAUUAAGAAUAGGGAAUCUGCUGCACGUUCUCGAGCAAGAAAACAGGCUUACACACAUGAGCUGGAGAACAAAAUCUCACGUUUGGAAGAGGAAAAUGAAAGACUCAGGAGGCAGAAGGAGGUGGAGAAGGUUUUGCCAUGUGUACCACCUCCCCAACAACCCAAGUAUCAACUCCGAAGAACAACCUCAGCUCCUCUCUAACAAUUAAUCAUCUUCCUUUUCCUUUAUCUGAAGACAUGUUGGUGGGGUCAUGUAGGGGUAGCCUUUACCUUUUUCUUUUUUAAAUUUGUUGCUUAGGUCUUGUGUACAUUAAAUGUUUGUUCUUACUUCUUAGUUUUGUUGAUGCAUC